Nerophis ophidion (straightnose pipefish) is the source of this 8567-nucleotide messenger RNA. RefSeq names its product transmembrane protein 265-like. NCBI's taxonomy places the organism in Eukaryota, Metazoa, Chordata, Actinopteri, Syngnathiformes, Syngnathidae. The record is from RefSeq and is a predicted model, not a curated record. Bases 337 to 708 code for a protein of 123 amino acids. The transcript is spliced from 3 exons.
GGAGGGGCGAGGAAGGCCUUGCAGUUCCGUGUGACCUACGGUGACGGAGAGGAAGUCCCCCGGCAAGUGUGAGUGUGAGGGAGCGCGACCACAAGGAAGUAUUCAGUAAAGGGGCGUGGCAGUUUCACACGCCGUUUCAGUCGCUGCUCCCAACUUGAAAAAGGUUUGGUUUCGUUAGGACGCCACGAAGAUUCUGUUGGCGCCAACCAGAACGCCGCUGCCAUCUCAUUCAAGUGAAAUAUUGUUUUUUCUUUUAAAUACCUGCCGAUCAUCUUGUUGAGGAAAUAGGACAAGGAAACACGACAAGAAGAGAAGAUAAAAGGAAGAAGCUAAGACAUGCCGGACUCACCUGACGCGUGCGUGAUGGUGGACGAGGACGAGGACACGCCACUGAACACCAUCCCGGGGUCAGGCGAGCCGCAGCACGGCGCCGCGGCGGACGGCGCCAAGUGGGGGCCUCGCUUCUACGACAAGCACCACAGGGUGUUGUCCAUCUGCAGCGUCAUCUGCGGCAUCUCCUGCAUCGGAAUCAAGGCGCUCAUCGCCUCCGUGAAGGCCGAGUGGGAACCCAACGAGGAGACGUCCAGGAAGUUUUCGCGGCGAGCCAGAAAGUUUGCCAUCAUCUCCAUCGUGACGUGGUUGGCCAUCCUGGCCUUGGCGCCGCUCCUGAUGGCGCUCAUCUCCUACUUGGUCACGCUGCAAGACUGAGAUGGACGUCACGGGAAAAGACUUGUACAAACAUGUUUAUAGGCCGAUAUUUAUUUAUUGUCCACCAUGACGACGCUCGGUAUAAAACUACAAGCUGACGACAACUACUUCAUAACAAUUCCACAAUACUGGAGGCAGUAGAAAAGCCAAUAAAUUAGUCGACAUGGCAGUAACGUAAUUAUUGCAUUCUUACUUUAUUAAUAACUGCCUCUAUGUGUUGUGCUUUUAUGGAAAAAAACGAUUUUCAUAACAAAUUCUUAAAAAUAUUUGUGGGAGUCACUUGAAGCACGGUAACAAAACAAACACGCCCACAAGUUCAAUGUUUACAGUUAAGGCCGCCUUGUUCGCACCCUGGUCGCUUAGCAACAGCACAACAACAGUGGCGCGUCGCAACUAGCGUGUAGCGUAAUAAAUAAGAGCUGCCAGUAUACUACAGAGGUAACCAUGACGACCACACUGACAGGAAGAGCGCAGGAGUAAAAUAAAACCCAACACUCCAGAAGGCUUCCAGUGCUGCGAUGCGUUCAGGGAACAUUAGGGGGAGGGGUCAAACAGGUCAACAGUCCACCUGGUCGUGGAUCAGCCACAAGUUGAGCUGGUCCAGCUUGGCGCAGAGAAGCGUGUCGGGGUCCGGCGCCUGGAGGGCGGCGGCGGCGUCGUCUUUGGCGAAGCCGCCUCGCCUGGUGCGUGAGGACGCCGCGGCGCCGCCCGGCUUGCCUACGCCCACCGGCGGCUUCUUUGGCUUCCUGGCCUCACCUACUUCCAGGAACUCCAAGAAGCGCUUGAAGCGUCGCUGGCCGAAGCAGGACUCGGAGCCGUUGCGGCGACUGAGCGGAACCUCGAAGAUUGUCUCCAGCCGGCUAAAGAAGAGACAAAAAUGGACUUUAAUGGAAUGGAAACACUGAAAACUGGAGUUGUCCGAUAAUGGCUUUUUUGCCCGUAUCCGAUAUUAUCCAACUCUUAAUUACCCAUUCCGAUAUAUACAGUCGUGGAAUUAACACAAUAUUAUGCCUAAUUUUUUUGUGAUGCCCCGCUGGAUGCAUUAAACAACGUAACAAGGUUUUCCAAAAUAAAUCAACUCAAGUUAUGGAAAAAAAUGCCAUCAUGACACUGCCAUAUUUAUUAUUGAAGUCACAAAGUGCAUUAUUUUUUUUAACAUGCCUCAAAACAGCAGCUUGGAAUAAGGGACAUGCUCUCCCUGAGAGAGCAUGGGGAGGUAGAGGUGGGCGGAGUUGGUGGUGGCGGGGGGUGUAUAUCAUAGCGUUCCGGAAGAGUUAGUGCUGCAAGGGGUUCUGGGUACUUGUUAUGUUGUGUUUAUGUUGUGUUACAGUGCGGAUGUUUUCCCAAAAUGUGUUUGUCAUUCUCGUUUGGUGUGGGUUCACAGUCUGGCGAAUAUUUGUAACAGUGUUAAAGUUGUUUAUACAGCAACCCUCAGUGUGAGCUGUAUGGCUGUUGACCAAGUAUGCAACCUCAUUUACUUGUGUGUGUGAAAAGCCGUAGAUAUUAUAUGAUUGGGACGGCACGCAAAGGCAGUGCCUUUAAGGUUUAUUGGCGCUCUGUACCGCAUUUUUCGGAGUAUAAGUUGCGCCUGCCAAAAAUGCAUAAUAAAGAAGGGGGAAAACAUAUAUAAGUCGCACUGGAGUAUGAGUCGCAUUUUGGGGGGAAAUUUAUUUGAUAAAAUCCAACACCAAGAAUAAAUAUUUGAAAGGCAAUUUAAAAUAAAUAAAGAAUAGUGAACAACAGGCUGAAUAAGUGUACGUUAUAUGACGCAUAAAUAACCAACUGAGAAGGUGCCUGGUAUUUUAACGUAACUUAUUAUGGUAAGAGUCAUUCAAAUAACUAUAACAUAUAGAACAUGCUAUACGUUUACCAAACAAUCUGUCACUCCUAAUUGCUAAAUCCCAUGAAAUCUUAUACAUCUAGUCUCUUACGUGAAUGAGCUAAAUAAUAUCAUUUGAUAUUUUACGGUAAUGUGUUAAUAAUUUCACACAUAAGUCGCACCCCUGGCCAAACUAUGAAAAAAAACUGCGACUUAUAGUCCGAAAAAUACUGUACUUCUCUCUAUUUCUGUGUACACAGCGGCGUCUUAAAAAGUCAUAAAUUUUACUUUUUGAAACCGAUAAUUUCCAAUUUUACAUUUUAAAGCAUUUAUCAGCCGAUAAUAUCAAAAGUCCGAUAUUAUCGGGCAUCUGUAAUCAAAACAGUUUCUUCAACAUUCACUCCAAUAUCAGCAUAAAAAAUGGAUGAUAUUGACUCGCAUCUAAAAUGUCCUGCAGCCUGUUUCUUGAGCAAAGUUAACAUCUAAAUGUCCUCCAAUAAUCUCACAAUUUCUUCGAUUAAAGUCAAGUCAUUUACCAUAAGCUAAACAUGCUACUAGCAGCUACACAAUAGCUAAGCACACAAGCUAAACCAGGCCAAGUUUUUUCACUGAGGGCCACAAAGUGACAAAUCAAAUGGAUGCAGGGGACAAUUUGCUUCAAAACCAGUACAAAGCUUAAAGUUAAAGUACCAAUGAUUGUCACACACACACACUAGGUGUGGUGAAACUUGUCCUCUGCAUUUGACCCAUCCCCUUUUUCACUCCUUGGGAGGUGAGAGGAGCAGUAGGCAGCAGCGGUGCCACGCCCGGGAAUUAUUUUUGGUGAUGCAAUUUCUGUAAGACAUUUUGUGUGAAUGCUGAAGAGCCAACGCCGAAUUGGAAUGCUAACAGUUAGCACGCUGGUCAAAUAGCGUAAAGUAACAAGAAAUACCAGCAAGAUGGGCAAAAAAAAAAUCUAGCAGGCUUACCGCUAGCAAUAACAUAAUACCAAAAUAUAUGACGCUGUAGCGUAUAUCUGCUAAAUUAGCUAAAAAAUAUUGCAUGCUAAAAUGCUAAGUUUCUCGUGCGUCAAGUACCAAAAUAUACUAUUUUAGGGGUGGUUAAAAUGCUAAAGUUAGCAUGAAACAAGUAUUAAACUAAAACUGCGGUGUAUACCUACAAAAAUAUCUAAAAAAAAGAUAGCAUACUAACAGAUAUUAUUCGUCAAGUAACAAAAUAUUUGACGUUGAUUUGUAUACCUGUAAAAUUUGCAAAAAAGCUAAUAUUGACACACACACACACACACACACACACACACACACACACACACACACACACACACACACACACACACACACACACACAAAAUAGUUUGUAAAUGGAGGAUCAAAUAAUUAUAGUUGCAUCUUACUUAGAGUCUCCCAAUGCAGAAGUGCAUUAGAAAUAAGUAUCCAGUAACAAACGUGUCCGCAUCACUCAACCGACUGCGUCCUCAUUUUAACUUAAUUAAAAGUCAUUAAAAAACAAUUACUACUCCACUUCAACCUUAAAGACAGCAUAAGUCCAUUCCAGACGGUUAAUAAUAAUAAUAAUAAAUAGGUUAAAGUUUUUCUUACCUACAAUUAUUCUCUGUUUGACUCAAUUGAAAGCUUUUCUAACAUUUUUCGCUACAAAACAAAAGUAUGAAUGACUCCUGAUGAUAUCUGAUCAAUAUCAGUAUCAGCCAAUACUCAACGCCCCAAUACCGGCAUUGUAUUGGAAUGGAAAAAGUUGUACUGGGGCACCCUUAUUGACCAGAAAUGUGUAGUAAUAUACCCAUAGUGUAGUCAGCAUCCAUUUUCAAGAUGCAUACAUUUUUUUAUUGCCCUCAGUAAAUUUUUAAAUUAGAAUAGGUGCAUUAAUAUUAAACUAUAAUAGUUAUUACACUAAUUUGCUUUGUCGGCUUGAGCAUAUACUCUUGAGUUUAUGUAUGCUGGCAUGGCUGCUAAACACGAACGUAACUGAGCUCACCUUUCAGGAGGUUUGCAGAAGUUCUUGUUGGUGUAAAUUUCCUCCAAACUAAACUGCUUUUUCUUAAUCCUGGUGUGGUAGCAAAAAUAAAAGGCAGACAAUAAGAAAAGAACGCCGUAGGGUCUGAUGAUGAUGAUGAUGAUUGGGAAAACAUGGACAAGAUGGCCGCAUGAACGCGGGCUUACACACCUGACAGGUUUCGGGAGGCCCAUUGGUGUCAGGUUGUUCUGAGGUUUGGGCAGCGCCUUGCGAAUUCGAAUGCACGACACCUUUCCCCGCUCCUCGUGCUUUUGCCCCACCUGCAAAGAGGAGAUUUAGCGCUCUGACCAAGAUGGCGACAACGACAUUGGUGUAUCCCGGAUGCCAAUCUAUUAGUGGUGGCCACACAAACACUUCAUAAUGCACCUGCUCUGCCAGAGAAUAGGAACAUUUAGCAGCGGGGAUUAAUAGUGUUGCAGACUUAGCAACUUUGUUGCGACACAAGCUGGCACCUCCAUUUUGUGCCAUAAAAAGAACGACUUAAAGAAGUGACAUAAAAAAUGUUAGUUUUUUCCCCAAAUGCCAAUCAAGCAAAGUCUUGCAAAGUUUAUGUCGACAUAACCACAGAGUGGAAAUCAAAACUACACAUUUACUUGUAAUUGUGGCCAUUGUUUGUAUUGUAUCAGUGCAUAUUUAAAAUGUAAUUCUUGUUUGUUAUAUCAUACGCAGUGCAUUUGUAAACUUUUCACAGUGCUUCACUUUUUCCACAUGUAUGUUACAGCCUUAUUCCAAAAUGCAAUCAAUUAAUUUUUGUCCUCAAAAUUCUACACACAAUACCCCAUAAUGGCAAUGUGAAACGUUUUGUUUUUAAAUUUUGCAAAUGUAUCAAAAAUUAUAAACAAAAACAAAAUGCCAUGCACAUACAGUACAGGCCAAAAGUUUGGACACACCUUCUUGCUCAAAGUGUUGAAUGAGCUUCAAGAGGUAGUCACCAGAAAUGGUUUUCACUUCACAUGUGUGCUUGAAGCUCAUCAUGAGAAUGCUGAGAGUGUGCAAAGCAGUAAUCAGAGCAAAUGGUGGCUAUUUUGAAGAAACUGGAAUAUAAAACAUGUUUUCAGUUAUUUCACCUUUUUUGUUAAGUACAUAACUACACAUGUGUUCAUUCAUAAAUGUGAUGCCUUCAGUGACAAUCUACAAUGUAAAUAGUCAUGAAAAUAAAGAAAAUGCAUUGAAUGAGGAGAAGGUGUGUCCAAACAUUUGGCCUGUACUGUAAGUAUUCAGAGCAUUGGCUCAAUUGCUUGGAUUGACAUGACAUCACCUCCAGCUCAUUAAACAUGUAUGGUGGUCAAGCCAGCUGUUCUCAAUGGGUACUAGAGCCAAUUAGCCUAAAAAAUAAAGCCCCAUUCUUGCGUUUUUUUCAGCCGUACAAACCGUUUAAAUAGCGAAAAGGAUUAACAAGAGUUUCUCGAGAGGUCAUCAAGAAGGGUGGAAAGAGUGCAAGAUUAUACAAAAAACGACAAGUAAAAAGAACGCACAAGAUUGCAGUGACCACUUCUUUAAAGGUUUGUUUGAUAUAUUUUUAAUAUACUUUACUCUUUAUAUACUGUAUUCCCCAUUGAAGUAUUAUCUUUAUAUUGUUUUUAUUUACUUUUUUAACGAACAGAAGCCAGAAAGUCAAGGUCAAUGAUACUUUGUCAGGAAAGGUACUUCUACAUUUCCCCUCUUGUUUAUUUUGUACCCAAAUGUCAGAGUAUAUAUAUAACAGGACAAAAAUCAAAUAUGGUGAUGAUUCAGUAAUUGUUAACUUGUUGAGAGGAUGUAUGCCGUCACGGGUGUCAGAUGUUGGGUGCUAUAUUGUCAGUUUUUAAAAUCUUUUUAACCUGUGUGAGGAUUAUUAUUACAUUUUCAUCCAAACGAGAAGAUAUAAACAUCCCAUCAGUUGGCAUCCCAGUGAGAGCCGACAUUGUACAGUAAGUGAUUGUUUUAUUACGUUUCUAGCACUUAGCAUUACUGCUACUGCUACUUAUUGGAUCUACUUAUCCCUCAGCUUCUAAAACCUGUAGCUCAACCUCCAUAUACCGUAUUUCCUUGAAUUGCCGCAGGGCAUAUAGUAUGUGCCUGCCCUGAAUUACUGCCGGGUCAAACUCGCUUCGCAAAAUAAUUAGCGCAUGCUUAGUAUUACCGCCUGGUCAGACUAGUGACGUCACGAGUGACAUUUCCCCUGUCAUUAUUUUCAAAAUGGAGGAGGCUGAUUUUAAUACUGGUAAUUUGAAAUCGCAUAAAGGGAAGAAGCUUAAGAGCUAUUCAGUAGGAUUUAAGGUCCAAGCUUACAUCACACUCAAAUUUUUACUGCAUGCCUUUGGUAAGGGCCGGAAAGAGAAGAGGUUUUAAAAUAAUUAGCGCAUGCUUACUUUUACCGCAUGCCUUUGAUAAGCGCAGGAGUGAGGAGCUGUUUUAAGGGAAUACGGUAUUCAGGCUUAAAAAUAUGAAAUUCUGGAUUAUCAUCUGACCCAUAGUAGUCUUCUCUCAUGAAGUCUGCCAUAAUUAGUAGUCGUCGUGGAAGGAAAUAGCCAAAUUGUGAUUAGUCUCUGAAAUGAAUGCACUGCCGAAUGCUUGAAAUGAGCAAUAUACGGAAACAUUACACGUGACCCCGAACGGGACAAGCAGUAGAAAAUGGAUGGAUGGAUUAUGAACGUGCCUGUUACUACAUAACAUAGUUACUUAGAGCAAGUAUAUACUGUAUUUUUCAAGUGUGACCAGUAGAUGGCGGUCAUAAAUAAGAGAUACGUGUGGAUUGCAGGCUGACGGCUGUUUAAUGAAUAACGCUAACAAGAAUCGGUAAGCAAGCAAGACAUGUCGAACUAUCUCUUGCUUUAGAUAUUCUGCACGACAAAACCGAUGAAAACUUAGAAAAAGACUGAGGUCUACAACUUCUUUGUGUGUGGCAGGGUCAAGGACAUUGGUAUCAAGACUCUCUCGAAUAAAUAUGCACCGUAUUUGCUCGGGUAAGGAGGAUGCAUUUUAUGAUUUAACUUCGUAUCUGCAUCUUUAUCAAAAUAUAUCCAUAGACCAAAGUAAUGAAAGCUUAAUUUAUAAUUGCUGCCUUUGGUAAAAGCUUAAAACUCUUUUAGUUUUUGCUAACAUUGGCUUUCUUUUAUUUUGACCCGCCGGGUUGGUGCUUUUCGAAAAACAACGUGUUUAAGAAAUACAAAUAAUAUCAAGAUAAUACUUAAAUGGGAAAUAAUAAAUGUUAUAAAUAAAUGUUGCACUCUUCCACCCUUCUUGAUUACCUUUCCAGCAACUCUGAAGAAACAUUUAUCCUUUUCGCAAUUAAAAUGGUUCGUACAGCCGAAAACAACACAAAUAUAGAGCAUUUUUGUUUGAGAAAGUCCAAAUGCUCCCUAACACCCCUUGAGAACAGACACUGGCUUGACCCCCACCAGUAUUUAAUGAGCUGGACAGAGACAGGGCUGCUGAGCGCCGGGACGGACAAGCUUUACAGUGUCUUGGCUGAAUGAGCAGGUAUCAACACCGUCCUUGGACGUAUCCUUGCUCAUCCAUGCGGACUUGACACUGGCCGAGAGUUGGUGGGCGGCCGAGGGUGGAGUCGGCUCUCUUGGUUGCUUUGUUGGGUCUGCUCCUGUCUCUGGCCAUUCAACCCCCACUCCAGCAGACGAUGGCGUGGAACACCGCAGAGACCGAAACAGUGUAUAUGCAAUUUUUUUGUUGUUGUUUUACUUUUGUGGAUGUGUGUAGAAGUGUUGGUUGCGUCAGCUCUGCUCUUUUAUUGUCUUUAAUGACAUUUGAUGUACCCCUCUUACAGACAUGUUUGUGUGUGCUAUGGCUAUGAUUUUUUUCCCUUUUCCUCUACAGGGGCCCAUACUUAGUCUGAAUUUUUCUCCCACCCCAAACGUUUAGCUGUUUCUAACCUUUUUUGUAAGGGGCGCCGGAAGCUGGGAGACCUGUCAGUGAUCGUAUUCCGUCUCCCUGUAAUGUUUGUCUGCUCUUGAAUGGGAUUGUGCUGAAAAUCAAAAUUUCCCCUUGGGGAUUAUUAAAGUAUUUCUGAUUCUGA